Lepisosteus oculatus (spotted gar) is the source of this 4066-nucleotide messenger RNA. RefSeq names its product info WAP, follistatin/kazal, immunoglobulin, kunitz and netrin domain containing 2a (gene wfikkn2a). The record is from RefSeq and is a predicted model, not a curated record. Gene Ontology annotation, cellular component: extracellular region. NCBI's taxonomy places the organism in Eukaryota, Metazoa, Chordata, Actinopteri, Semionotiformes, Lepisosteidae. Gene Ontology annotation, biological process: transforming growth factor beta receptor signaling pathway. Gene Ontology annotation, molecular function: transforming growth factor beta binding; receptor antagonist activity; serine-type endopeptidase inhibitor activity.
UGGACAACAGCAAAGAGUCUGGUUGAAGAGCACAUUGGGGAGACACAGAAGACCAUUUAAAGCAGCUGACUUUGGUCUUACAGGACAGAAAUUAAGAACCACAGAAGACUGGGAUACCUGAGCCUGUUCCUAUGGUUCUGAAGUUCAUCGGCAGAAACAGAUGCUGUCCCAGCCCUGAACUUGACAUCUGUAACAACCUGGACAUGUGGUGGAUGCUGUUCCCCAGAUGGAUCUGUUUUUUUCUGGGACAAUUCUUCGUCCUUUUCUUGAGCCGCAGUGUGAAGGGCAUGGCUCUGCCGAGAGUUGUCUAUUCUCACGCCGGGAUCUGCCCCAACGAGAUGAACCCAAACCUGUGGGUAGACGCCAUGAGCACCUGCCUGCGAGAGUGCGAAUCGGACCAGGAGUGCGAGACCUUUGAGAAAUGCUGCCCGAACGUCUGUGGGAACAAAAGCUGUGUGGCUGCCAGGUACAUGGAUGUCAAAGGAAAGAAGGGUCCUGUGGGGAUGCCCAAGGAGGCCACCUGUGACAAGUUCAUGUGCACGCAGCAAGGCUCGGAGUGUGACAUCUGGGAUGGGCAGCCAGUCUGCAAGUGCCGAGACAGGUGUGAGAGAGAGCCCAACUUCACCUGUGCCUCUGAUGGCUUGACCUAUUACAACAGGUGCUACAUGGACGCAGAAGCCUGCUCGAAAGGCAUCUCCUUGUCAGUGGUGACCUGCAGGUACCACCUGACCUGGCCGAACACCAGCCCCAUUCCGGUGGAAACCACAACCCGCCCCACCACAGCUUACCUGGAGACCACAGCCAUCGAUGUCCUCCCGCCUGUCAUGGUCACCAACCCCACCCACCAUUCUGUGUUUGUGGGGGAAACGGUGAGCUUCCUCUGCGAUGUGACCGGGCGGCCCAAGCCGGAGAUUACCUGGGAGAAGCAGGUCGAGGGCAAGGAGAACAUCGUUAUGAGACCCAACCACGUGAGGGGAAAUGUUGUGGUCACCAACAUUGGCCAGCUGGUGAUCUACAAUUCUCAGACCCAAGAUGCUGGCAUCUACACUUGUACUGCCAAGAACCCGGGGGGCUCAGUCCAGGCACACUUCCCUUUAUCAGUGGUGAAAAGGGAUCCUUCUAAGAAAGAAGACCAGAAAAACUCAACACAGUUUCCUGCAGAUGAAUGCUUUAAAAUGCCUGACAAUGAAGACUGCGGGGAGGAAAAAUUGAGCUGGUAUUAUGAUUCCAAGAAGAACAACUGCUUCACUUUCACAUAUGGCAACUGCAACAACAACAUGAACCACUUUGACACCUAUGAUUCUUGCAUGCUGUCUUGUGGAGCAGAAGUGGCCAAUCUUUGUGGCCUGCCCACCCUCCAGGGUCCCUGCAAAGCCUACGAACCAAGAUGGGCUUACAGCAAUGUUCUAAGGCUGUGUCAGCUGUUCAUCUAUGGAGGAUGCGGAGGCAAUGAGAACAACUUUGAAAGCAAAGAGGCCUGCGAGGAAAUGUGUCCUUUUCCAAAGAACCAGAAUUGCAAGAUGUGCAAACCGCGACAGAAAAUGGUGACCAGCUUCUGUAAGAGCGACUUCGUAAUCCUGGGACGGAUGAUGGAACUUACAGAAGACCAGGAUUCGGGACAUGCCCUGAUCGUAGUGGAAGAAAUUUUGAAGGAUGAGAAGAUGGGGCUCAAGUUUUUCGGAAAGGAACCUCUGGAGGUCACCCUCUUAAACAUAGACCGCAAUUGUCCCUGCCCCAACAUUACCUCUUCAGAUGGGCAGAUGAUCAUAAUGGGUGACGUCCACAAUGGCAUGGCUGUGCUGCAGCCUGACAGUUUUGUUGGGGCAUCCAGUGCAAAACGCAUGAGGAAACUCCGUGAGCUCAUUCACAAGAAGACUUGUGACUUUUUGAAAGAAUUCUCCACAAUUCAAUAAUCGGCCUGCGGUUCCUGUUUUAACAUGCUGCACUUAGACCAGUCUAAACUAAUAAGACUUUCAUAUCCUUCCUUUUAAAGGAAUUUGAAAAACAAUGCAUUGAAAUUUAAAUCAGUACUCACCUACAAUAGAGGGGAUUGCUUUACUGAAGCAGUUCAAGAAUGGUGUGGCCAUCAUACCUACUGAACUUAAACUAAAACACAUUGGGAAGCUUUGACUUCUGUGUAGUGAGAUAAACCCAAUUAGGUUAUAUUAGUCAAGUCCCUCAAUUUAAAGCAGUAUAGGAAAAUAUAUAUAUGUGUCCAAUUUUAUUGUUUGUACAUUUAUUUCCAUUCUGCCAUGACUUUCCAGUUGAUAUUUAUUUUAAAAGCAUAGCUUUGUGCACAGCUUGUUAUGAAGCUUUAAAAGUUAGAACACUAACAAAUUAGGAAGUUAAUUCACUUUGUUCCUAAGGUCAAUUAUAGUUUGUAAAAAGUAGAAAUACAGAAGUAUGCAAUACACUUUACAUACCGCACUUUAUUGAUCAGAAACUGCAAAGCCACAUGUGAAUUUUAGGCAUCACAGACUACGCUUGCAGUCAUCACACAGUACAAGCAGUACACCUCAUACUGGCCUAUUUCAUUGAGUCACUCCCUCAUUUUAUGUUUUUUUUUUUCAACGUGUUUGUUUUGAUGGAGUGCCAUCCUGUUUUCCUGAAGAAGUUAAGUAAUAUGUUUUUUUGGACAUUGGAACCGCUGAAACAAAUCCGGCUGUUUUGCAGCUUUUGUGAACUGAUUCCCCUAGCGUUAAUCUCACCUUGUGCCUUGAAAGGAAUUUUCCACUCCAACGACUACAAACAACAUGGACUCUGCUCCAGCACUUACUGGAAGAAAUUACAUUUGAUUAAUUAAGCUUUUAAAAGAUAAUAACAGUCUUAAAUCUGCUAAUAAAUGCCAUUAAUAAGCAUGUUAUUUAGUGCUCUAAGUAAUGUUUUGUUUUUCUUGGCAUCUGUUGCAUCCAAACAUGAUGCUGUGCUGCUAUUUCGUGUCCAUCGUUUCAAAGUUAUGGAAAAGAGUAGCAUUGGUCCUAUAAACGAACGUACUGAGUGAACCUUUUUGAUGUAUUUCCAAAAUCAUUUUGCUUAAUGCACUUGAAAAAAAAAGUUGUAAUAUAUUUUCUCAAAGGUCAACUAUUAUAGGCUCCAUGAAUCAAUAAAACAAGAUAUUUUAUACUGACAUUCCAGCACCUUGCCAUUCUGUUAGAAUUUGAAUGUGGUUUUCUGUCUAUUUGCUUUAUUUCUUUUGUAGUUUGAGGUAGUUUCUAUUUAUUUUGUAUGCUGCUAUCUUUUUAGCAACUACCUUAUUGUGUUGGGUUCAGGAGAAAGUUUUGUAAAUCAUUUUUUUUCUUCAAGCACUUAAUGGAUUCUUUUUGUCAUCAAAUUUUUGUUUUCCUUUUUAUAUUUCCAGGUAGGAUGUGAUGCUAUGUUCACAAAAACAUUAAAAAACAUGGAAAAGUGGUAAUAAGAAAUAAAGACAUUCAUGAGUGAAUGUUAAAAUAUUAAACUGUUCUGAUAUGAAGCUUUGAGUGGGAAAAAUUGUUUUGCAAUUGUAUAUGUUGCAAUUUGUUGUAACUUAGAUCAUACUGUAUAAUUCUCAAAUGUCAGAUGUUACUCAAGGUAAUAAAUGGAAUGAGUUAGACAUUCUCUGUAUUAAAAAAGACUAGAAUAUAAAACAAAAUGGUUAAUUUUUUCAUUGAAAGGUAUGUUGAAAAUAAUAUAAUUCAACCAAAAAGUGUGUGUAGCUCCUCAGAAUGACAUCAUGGUAUUUCAGAGUUUAUUUUAGAUAUGGAGCACUUUUUGAAAAAGUUUAUAUUAAGCAAAUCACAGUUUGUUGACUGAGUAAUUAUAACAUUUAAACACAGAAAUCAAGGGACACAGUCAGGCAUCUACAUGCUUUUUACGUAUGAGAAGAAGAAACAAAUUGUACAAAGCACAGUGAAACGUUCUGUAAGGAUCCUUCAAAAAAAUCCACAUAACAUGCACAUUUCUGAAAACUCAUUCACUUUGAGGAUCAGAGGAGAUGUUCAGUGUUUGGCAAGGUGGUUAAAUACUAUAAUUCUGCAGUAACUUUAAUUAGUGGUAUAAUAUUAAACUUAAUUUGGAAUAAUGUUUUUAA